AUUUCGAUUUUAUUCAAAAUUUGUCCAAUUUAUGGACAAAAAUGUUUCGACGAUGGAACCGAAUAUUGCAUCGAUGAAAACGACAUACUUUCUGUCGAUCUUUUGCCUGGAUCCUUUUUGUUUGCGGAUGAACAAACGGCUAAUAACUUAACGAAAAUUUCUGACUAUGAAGUGGCAGAUGGAUCCAUGUUUAACGCGAUAAACGAAAUGGAAUAUCAUAGAAAAAAGAUGAAUGAAUAUUUAUGUCACGGUUACAUGGCUGAGGAGAUAGUAAAAAUCAUGAGUACACCAAGAACUAAAAGACGUCUGAAUGUGGAAAAUAGUGAUUUGUAUAAGAUGAUGGACGAUGAUAAUGUUACUAUUCACGAUAAAAUGUUGGCCGACGAAGGAAGUUCGAAAUACAAAAACUGGUUGCAGCGGAGAACGACUUUGGACGAUGUAUACAGACACUAUGCUCCCCGUAAAAAGAUGAAGAAAAAGCAAGGAACUCACGAUGAAAAUUUCGACGAAUUCGAUGGAGAAGUCACGGGUUAUGCGAUGCAAGCUCCUUUGCCUACCGGCAAAGUUGGUUUUUUCGACGAACAUAACGAAGAAGAGGAUCACAUGCUCUCAUCGUCCUCGGGACACAAUUUUCAUUAUGGUCACCCUGGUCACGAUCAUUUCCUGCAUCACACGGAAUCAUUUCCCGCUAUACACGAGGAAUACUAUUACACAGCUCCUGUUUAUCACGAGCACGAGGAGGAGUAUCACAAACCCUACUACAAAGGGAAAGGAAAUGAACUUUCGAUAAAAGAUUUCUUCGAAAUUGCACUCACAGCUCUAGCGUUCUUGGCUUUUGGAUUAUUUAUUAUACAAUUAUUGAUGAACGCUACGACUAACAUGAAUACAACUAUGGCAACAAUGGCAACUGCAGCGAAACGUCGCAGAAGAAACGUCGGGGGUUUACCUUUCUCAUACGACAGCAACGAAGAUUUGAACGAACUAUCUUACAGUGUUUUAAGAACUAUCGAAGCUGCUCUUGUCGCUGACAUGGACUCUGGAAACUGUAUCCGAAGAAUUCUUUGCGAAAAUAAUCAAUUUUCCACGCGAACUAAAGAUGCGCGAAAAAUUUGGAUACCAGUUUGGAGUUUAGGAAUGAGCUGGAUAUCCGGCAGAGUGCUAAAAGGAUCUCCAUGGUCGGCAAUACUGGAUUCUGUAAAAGCUUCUAUCCUCGGUCUGGGUGGAGCAAACUGUGCAUCUUUGUAUCCUGAUUGCGAUCUUAAGAAGGAAAGGGUUAAGAGACGUAGAAGACGUAGAAAAUAA
This is a messenger RNA of Habropoda laboriosa, 1302 nucleotides long. RefSeq lists its product as uncharacterized. Bases 187 to 1302 code for a protein of 371 amino acids. Lineage: Eukaryota; Metazoa; Arthropoda; Insecta; Hymenoptera; Apidae. The record is from RefSeq and is a predicted model, not a curated record. The transcript is spliced from 6 exons.